CUAUCCUCUAUCUGAGGAGGGAAAGGGGGGAUACAAAUGAAAGGGUCUCAGGAGGACAGAGAGGGGUGGGAGAGCACUCUGGAGAGACAGAUCGUCAGCCGAGCGUCAAAGCUGGGGCGCAGACUGGACUCCCACAGGGAGUGUGUCCGCAAAGUUCAACUGACCCAAGGGUCGUGGGCCUUGACUGACCCUCUUACCCAGUACUGGCUCAGUCAGGAUGGAGAACAAUCCAUGGAUUCUAGGAUUUACCUGCUGGAGAAGGUCUUACCGUCUCUGGUACCAUGUGUCGGGCAGCUCCUUAGAGAGGCAGAGCGGAGGGGAGAGACUGAGGGAGAGGGAGAAGAAGGGGAAAGGAGGAGGCGUGAGGUUGAAGUGGGUUCAUCUCCCUUCAGUCCCCUGCUUUAUCUGGGCCAUUGCUUGAUAAGGUCCUCCUCUGCCCCCUCUCUUCAUCCCCCUCUCAAUUCCAUCCCCCUCCUUUCUGACCGAGAAGAGGCAGAGGCAGCCCAGUACCGCCUGGGGCUGGAGUUCACUCUGCAACUGCUACAUGCACCAUGCAGCCGCUUGUCUGAGCUGAAGAGGCAGGUGGGGCAGUGCAGGGUGGAGCUGGAAAGGGGAGAGGAGAUCCAGAGGCGUACCGUGGAGAGACGGAGGGAGUGUCUGGCACUACACUUCACUGACUGGAGGCUCCAAGCCGACCACACCCUCUCUCUGUACCUGGUGCAGAAUGCUCUACUCAGCUUCAAGGAACUCCUUCAUUCCAAAAGUUCAGAUGAUCAGUUGGCCUGGGACCUGAACACCAAUGAUUCCGGCACACCUGACUCACUACAGCAAGACCAAUUUGUCCAUUAUGUGUCCCAGUAUGUGUCCCAGUAUGUGUCCCAGUAUGUGUCCCAGUAUGUCUCAGGGCUCUCUGAGGAGCAGUUCCAGCUGUUUCUGGAUCAUCUCUCCCUGUGUAGCCGGGAACACGGCAGUGCUGAGAAUUUGAGGCUGUGGACAGAGACGCUCUCUCAGGCCUUCUCCCACUGUGACUGUGCUAAGACUGGGUGUCUGGACAGACAGAGAGUGUUGGUCCUUCUGCUGAGUUUCUACCAUGAUCAGAAUGAGAGCACACAGGAGUCCAUGCAUGAUCCUAACCACUGGCCGUUACAGGGACACAAUCACAUGACUUGUGGUCUCCUUGGAAGUCCUGUAGCCAUGGACACAGAGAAGACCUGUAUGCCAUGUGAUGCUGGACAGGGAGACAUGCCGCAUUCAUGCCAUGAGAUAAAGGGGGGAGAAGAGAGGAAGGGAGAGGGGAACAGGGUUACCCCCACGGAGAGCCUGGAGCUGGGGCACCAAACUGCCAUAAACAGCCCAGAACCUCCAGAGGACUGGGGGAACAUAGAAGAGGUCACGAAGGGGACAGGGUCAGACACCCCAGCGCUGGACAUAGAAGAGCUAUGUGUUGUCAUGGAGUCUGGUCCCCUACCUGAAGAAGCAGAGGAUCCUGGGUCACGCUGGACCAUGUGUGCCUAUGACAGUCAGACGGUGAGCCGAGGGCAGUUCCUGCAGCUUGUGCUCAGCUUCCUGGGCAGAGCAUCCAGUGGCGCUAUGGUGGACAGCCUGGCUGAACACAUCAAAGCUGGCUACAGAGAGAAAGAGAGCGAGAGACUGCGCCGGCUGCAGCAGUGUAACGAGCAGAAAGAAGAAACCAGGAGGUCAAAGGAGGUGUUGUCUCUUUUCCUCUCCUGGGACAGCGAGGGCAGAGGAGCUGUGGACAGAGAGGAGGUGGAGCGAGAGCUAAGUCUGUACAAGGAUGGAGCAGAGGAAGGGGCCUUACAGAGAGGUCAGAGGUCACAGGGACUUGGCUGUGGGGGCUAACCAACAUAGUAGACCCACCCGCAAGC
Oncorhynchus kisutch (coho salmon) is the source of this 1886-nucleotide messenger RNA. Its product is annotated as EF-hand calcium-binding domain-containing protein 5-like. The transcript has 10 exons. The record is from RefSeq and is a predicted model, not a curated record. NCBI's taxonomy places the organism in Eukaryota, Metazoa, Chordata, Actinopteri, Salmoniformes, Salmonidae. Bases 37 to 1860 code for a protein of 607 amino acids.